AUGGAGCAAAUUGUCCUGUGACCAGAUAGUGUGGACAUGUUCACAAAGUCCUAGGUAUAUUUAUUAUAUAUAAUUGCCAAUGAGAAUAUUUUAUUUACUCAUGCAUGUUUUAAUUUCAUGCUCAGAGAGGAGAAGGAGCUCUGGAUCCGAGCAAAGUACGAGCAGAAGGUGUUUUUGUGUCCUUUGCCCACGUCAGAUGUACCACUUGGUCAGCAGCUUCUGCGGGCAGUCGUUGAGGAUGACUUGCGAAUGGUGGUCACCCUCCUUGCUCAUGGUACGAAGGAAGAGGUAAACGAGACCUAUGGCGAUGGUGAUGGUCGCUCAGCACUACAUCUGGCAGCAGCUAUGGCCAACGUGGUGUGCACACAACUUCUUAUUUGGGUGAGACAAUAGAGUAAAUAAAUAAACAUGAGUUUAAUAUUGGGCAUUGUGUUGUAUCUCCCUCAUUAACUCUUUUCCAUUGUGUAUUAUGUUCCUUUUUCCAGUACGGUGUGGAUGUUAAAUGCUGUGACGCUCGUGGUCUUUCCCCAAUUGCUUAUGCUCGACGAGCUGGAAGCACAGAGUGCGUUGAUAUUCUGCUCCAAUAUGGCUGUCCAAGUGAUGGCUGCAGUCCUACUCCUGGCCUGUAG
This is a messenger RNA of Pelobates cultripes (western spadefoot toad), 629 nucleotides long. NCBI's taxonomy places the organism in Eukaryota, Metazoa, Chordata, Amphibia, Anura, Pelobatidae. The record is from the annotation of a GenBank genome assembly.